AUGGAUGACUUCUUGACACCAGUGAGUACCAUUCGAAUCACAGACAAGAAAGAAUCAGAAACACCACAAGGCCUCGCCAGCUCUCAACCCAAAUCUUCAACAGCAACAUCAGGCAAACCCGCCCCUGCUUCACCAGAAGAUGCUCUCGAACUCUUGAAACAACAACCUAGCUAUGACGAGCUCAUCGCCUCUCUACGAUUUCUCUCCAAGCAUCAGUCAGAAAAUGAUAUUCCCAGCAUCAAGCGUCCCAGUCCCAUCAGUGCACAACUUGUCCAGGUAUUGGUCUCGGAAAUCGUCACAAACCACUGGAUUCUACUCCAAGAAGAUGCUGGAGACAGCAAGAAUUCCGGGGUCAAGCUCCUGCUUUAUUGUCUUUCCAGUAUCACAGGCAUCAACGCGAUUCUAGUCCGUCUGCGGGCUUUGAUACAAGAAUACAAAGCCGAAAGUGAAGGACCUGGGAAGCUCAAAAGACCAGACAUUCAUCUCAACCUUGAAACUCUCUUGGACCUGUUGGGGGGCUUGCUGAAAGGAGACGGGUGGAUUCUCGAGGCUUGGCAGACUGCCAAAGGGUCAUCUGGCCCUGAUGCUGCCACUUCAGCGGUGCGAAUGAGGCCAAGAGCACAAGAGAUCCUGACCCUAUUUGGUGGUGGCAGGAUUGUCUCGCUUGCUGCUGAGGCUGAGAGUAUUGUCAAGGCGAACAAGGCCGCGAAAGAUGGGGACUAUGAGAUCUGGGUGGCAGAUGCACAGCAGUACACCGCAUGGUUGGGGAGAAAUAUUGUUACCUGGCAGUUAUCAAAUGGGGCCACUGAGAGUCCAAAGUUCGGUUCGGAUCUCUUUUCGAAGGGACUGAAAUUGGGUCAUGGUGACCCGUCCAAGUUCGGCAUGCUGCUGAGCAAUCUGCCGCCUACAGAGCAACGGAAGGUGUUGUUUUCCAUACUGAAGUUGUUCUCCUCAAAAUAUCUCGAUCGACUCGGGCACUGCGACUCUGAAGAAAGCAAGCCAAUAGUAUCUGCGGUUGCUGGCGCAAUCAAAUCGAUCAUCGGCGAAAGCACGAGUCUCAAGAAUUACUUGGUGGAAUGGCUCACCAGCUCAUCAGGGGCCGGUCUUGGCGAAGGGGUGGGCAUCAGGAGAACAGUACUAGCCGUCGUCUCUCAAAACCGGGAUGAUAUUGUUGCUGUACUGGAAAAGAGCUUGAGUCAGUUUGGAGAUCAGCUCUACAUCAAGCAUUCACCAAUGCUACAACAGGAAGCCCAUGCCGAAGUUCUAUUGCUGAGCGCCGGUUAUGUACAUCGAUUGUCACCUAUCAAGCUCACUUUGAUGAUGCGCACCAGUGUUUGGUUGAACGCCAUCUCCAACAGACUGACAGCACCUCACCAGAAAGCCCGCUUGUUGGGCAUGUGGAUAGGCGAGGCUCUCUCUAACCUGGUCGAUAAGGGCGACAAGCGGCUCAACUUCAACACGGAAGGAGAGUUCGAGGAGAUGGCCACAUGGUACAAGGGGUUGACACAGGUCUCGGAUGAGAUUGGGAGCAUGGAAUCUCUGUUUGAGUCGCCGCCGACAAUUCGUCCAAAGAGGAAAACAUCCCCAUCAAAAGCAGCAAAAACAGCACCAAGACCCCCUGGCCAGCAUCCACAGGCCGGCUUCAUCAUCGAAGAGCUUAGCGAUGAAGAAGGGCCGGAGGAGGAUGACCUUGUGCCAUACGCAAAGCCUGAGUCUGACGAAGAGGAUUCGGAUGAUGACCCGACGUUGAUCAGAAGGGACAAGCCAAAGGCCCCAGUGUACAUCAGGGACUUGAUACGGUACCUCCGUGACACAGAAAGCUACGACCUUCAGCGGUUAGCCCUUACAACAGCUCCAACACUCAUCCGCCGAAAAGCCGAGUACGGAACAGAGGUCAAAGAGCACUCUGACGAGCUCGCUGGUCUCUUGAUCGGCCUAAGCGACAAGUUCGAGAUGGAAGACUUCGACGACCUCCGACUCCAGGGAAUGAUCGCUCUGGUCAUCGCCCAGCCAAAGGUCAUGGCCCCUUGGUUCGCCAAAACAUUCUUUGAUGGCGAUUACUCCAUCUCCCAACGAGCCUCUGUUCUGAUCGUCUUGGGUUUAACCUCGAGAGAACUGACCGGCUUCGAAACAUCUACUUACUCGGCCGCCUCCGCCUUCCCGUCCAAGACCCUACCCGAAAAAGUCGAGAAGCUUUACCUACCCCAAUCCACCUCUAUUUAUCAACCCUCUUCGUCAUCCACUCUUGAACCCCUCCCCCCAAACGCCCUAGAUGGCAUAGCCACUUCCAUAGCCGACGCCUUCCUCGCACCAAUGGCCGCAGAAGCAGCCGACAAUGCCACCGGUCCCAACGCCCUGAAGUUGUCCACUUUUACAGAGCGCUUGAACAACCCCGAGAAAGUCCGUUACAUAACCAAAACCAAGCCCCGAAUCCGAAGCAUCCCCAACCUUACCGCCGGUGUGUUAUCAACAUACUUCUUUUCCCCUCUCAUCUCCCGCUUCCAAGCGGCUUUACACUCGUCCUCGUCACGAACAAGGGGGAUAUUAUUCAACCCUUACCUUUUGUCGCUCUACCUCAAGACGUUGGCGUUGAUUAUCCACGCUUCUGGACCUAGUACGCUGUCGUUGCCGCAGAUGACGGGGGAGUUUUGGAGGUUGUUGUUGAAUACGAGUGUGAGGGCACAGGCGGUGGGGGAUUUGCAGUUGACGGGGGCGGUGCUGUUUGGGUUUAUGGCGUUGCUGGAUGUGAAUGAGGAUCGGAUGAGGGAGGUGUGCAGGGAGAUGGGGAGGGAGGUGGUGGAGGCGCAGGAUUGGGUUGGGGGGGUGUUUGCGGGUUUGAGGGGGGGGGAUGAAGGGGGGGAGGAGGAGAGGGUGAGGAUGUUGGCUGCGGGGGUGCUGGUUAGGUUGGGGGAGGCGGUGGAGAGGUGGAGGUUGGUUUUGGUGGGGGAUAUGAUUGGGUUUUAG
Podospora anserina S mat+ is the source of this 2964-nucleotide messenger RNA. RefSeq lists its product as uncharacterized. Gene Ontology annotation, cellular component: cytosol. The transcript is spliced from 3 exons. Gene Ontology annotation, biological process: telomere maintenance via telomerase; protein stabilization. Lineage: Eukaryota; Fungi; Ascomycota; Sordariomycetes; Sordariales; Podosporaceae. Gene Ontology annotation, molecular function: telomeric repeat DNA binding; Hsp90 protein binding. The record is from RefSeq and is a predicted model, not a curated record. The coding region runs from base 1 to 2964 and encodes 987 amino acids.